This is a messenger RNA of Adineta ricciae, 363 nucleotides long. The record is from the annotation of a GenBank genome assembly. Lineage: Eukaryota; Metazoa; Rotifera; Eurotatoria; Adinetida; Adinetidae.
AUGCAUUUAUUAAAAUUGUCAGACACGGAAAAAUUGUUCUAUAUCCCGUCCUGUUUAGACGCUGAUGCUAAAGAUUGGUUUUUUGAUAAUUAUCAUUUUGUUCCAUCGUGGUCAUUAUUUGUACAGAAAUUACUUGAUACAUUUGAAUCUUCUAGUAAAGCUGAUAUUGCUUUUAAUCGUUUACGUCAAUAUCAACAAAGUUUACAUCAAGAUGUACGACAGUAUUAUUUUGAACUUAUGAAAUUAUGUAAAGAAGCAAAUCCAUUAAUGGAUGAAUCAUCUAAACUUCAAUACUUGAAAGAUGGUUUAAAGUCCUCAUUACGAUUUGAUAUUCUUCUAAAAAAAUCCAACAACAACGGAUGA